This is a messenger RNA of Hypoxylon fragiforme, 3270 nucleotides long. RefSeq names its product heavy metal translocatin. Gene Ontology annotation, biological process: copper ion homeostasis; monoatomic cation transport. The transcript has a single exon. NCBI's taxonomy places the organism in Eukaryota, Fungi, Ascomycota, Sordariomycetes, Xylariales, Hypoxylaceae. Gene Ontology annotation, molecular function: copper ion binding; ATP hydrolysis activity; ATP binding. The record is from RefSeq and is a predicted model, not a curated record. Gene Ontology annotation, cellular component: membrane. Bases 1 to 3270 code for a protein of 1089 amino acids.
AUGGCGUCGAAGUUGGAGUCUUCGGGUUUUGAGGUCUCUAGUGUAGCCUCGACGAAUGGCGAAGUGACUCUCCCGAACUUGUUGCGAAGAGAGCAGACCAACAUGUCCGACGUCUUGGAAACCGCAGAGACCAGCGAGUCAACUAGCACGUUAAGUCGAAUAUUUAGGCGAUCAGGCAAGUUCACGAAUGCGCAAGCUUCGACUGCGAACGAAGAGAGGGAGAAGAACCAUCUCAACAACUGUGAGCUAUGUCGAACCAAGGGGCCGAGGCCUCAUACCGGCCACCACGCAUUCUCCUCUGUCAGGACUUCCGACGGCUGUGAUGAGCAGUUCGACCCCGAACUCAACGACGAGAAGUCGAUUCAUGGAAUGAUUAUGUCCACGAAACCUCUCGUAGGCGAGGACGGCGACACGCCCCAAUCCUCCAGCGACGGCGGCCGUAGGUGGAAGGCCACGAUGGCUAUCGGCGGUAUGGUAUGUAGCAAUUGUUCGAAAGGCAUUACUAUGCAACUAGAGAAGAAGCAAUGGAUCACCAAAAUCUUUGUCUCUGAGAUUUCGCACAGCGGAGUCAUCGAGUAUAUUGGAACCAAGGAUGAUGUCAAUCAAAUUAUCGAGAUCAUCGAGGACACUGGAAAAGAUGCCGAACUUGUUGAACUAGUCAACAUUGACGGCGGUGAGAAUACGGCAUCGCAACGAGAGAGAACGGUGGAGAUCCGCAUCGAAGGCUUUUACUGUGAUCACUGUGCCGACCGAGCGACUAAUAGUCUAGGGGGGCUUCUUCAGGAUCUAAAAGUUAUCAGGAAGCCUACCCGAAAGAAUCCCAUCUUGAAGAUCUCCUAUGUUCCUAUAGUCCCGAGUUUCACGAUUCGACGUAUCCUCUCGACCAUCGAGGCAAGCGACUCGGUAUUCAAGGCCUCGAUUCAUCAUCCACCCACGAUAGAAGAGAAAGCGAAGCAGUUGCAUGCCAGUCAUCAGAGGCAGCUGUGUAUGCGUGCCUGGUUCACGACCGUCGUUGCAAUUCCAACUUUUAUCAUCGGCGUGGUAUACAUGAGCCUGGUGUCUGAUCAGGAUAUGGCCAAGAUGCACCUCAUGGAACCGUGGACAUCCGGAAUCAGCCGAGCCCAGGUGGCUCUUUGUAUAAUGGCGACACCUGUAUACUUCUUCGCAGCGGACAUAUUCCAUCGAGCCGCCGUGAUCGAGAUUAAGAGUAUGUGGAGAUUUACGAGCCAUACACCCAUCCUGCAGCGUUUUUAUCGAUUUGGCAGUAUGAAUAUGCUGGUAUCGUUAGGCACCACUAUCGCAUACAUUUCCUCCAUCAGCCAGAUGAUCGCCGCGGCUGUGGAUCGCCCUCACAUGGUCAACGACGCGAAUUUUUACUUUGACUCGGUGGUCUUUCUCACGUUUUUCUUGCUUUGGGGGAGAUACAUCGAGGCAUACAGCAAAUCGAAGACGGGAAACGCCGUGGAGGCCCUCAGCAAGCUUCGCCCUAGUACCGCUAUACUGAUUGAAGACAUUACCGACAACCAGGAGACUUCCAAAGUUGUCGAUGCCGAUUUACUAGAGUUUGGCGACCUCGUCCGUAUUCCUCACGGCGCUUCGCCUCCCUGUGAUGGGAAGAUCGUGCUGGGCGAGUCUACUUUCGAUGAAUCGAGCUUAACGGGAGAAUCCCGCCCGGUGAAAAAGGUCGCUAAUGACGACGUCUUCGCGGGUACUAUCAAUACGGGUUUCCCGAUCUUAGUGCAAGUUACCGGCGCCGCUGGUCAAUCGAUGCUUGACCAGAUCGUCAACAUCAUAAGAGAAGGCCAAACCAAGUCCGCGCCAAUACAAAAAUUGGCCGAUCAGCUCACCGCAUACUUCGUCCCGUUUAUAACUUUUAUCGCCAUCGCCACUUGGCUGAUUUGGUUAUCCAUUGGACUAGCUGGUGUCAUCCCAGACCAUUUUCUCGAUGUAUCGUCGGGGGGGUGGGUGGUAUUUUCCCUACAGUUUGCUAUUGCCGUAUUUGUGGUCGCGUGCCCCUGUGGCCUUGCCCUCGCUGCUCCCACGGCGAUCUUUGUCGGGGGUGGCCUGGCUGCUAAGAAUGGUCUGCUAGUUAAAGGGGGUGGCGAGGCCUUCGAGAAAGCCAGUCGGAUCGACUGUGUCGUCUUCGACAAGACGGGCACGCUCACCAUGGGUGGCAACCCUACCAUCACCGACUCCAUGAUCUUUCCUGAGCAUGAACCCAGCGAGAUGCAGCAGAGCACGUUGUUAGCUGCGUUACGCGCUAUCGAGGAAAACAGCAGUCACCCCAUUGCCAAAGCUAUUGUCUCGUUUUGCAGCGCCCGGACACCCGAGCGUGUGGAAGUCACCAAUGUGGAAGAGCUGCCUGGAAAGGGGUUGAAGGCGAUGUACAGAGCAGGCUCUCCACCGGAGCUUUUCGACAUCCUGGUCGGCAACGAGACGCUCAUGCGGGAUUUCGCCGUCGCCAUCCCUCCCCCCAUUGCCACGAGCCUGCAGACGUGGAAGACGGAGGCGAAGUCCGUCGCGCUCGUUGCCCUCAGAAACGCUAGCGAGUCUACUACUUCCUACAGCGUUGCGGCUGCCCUCUCGAUUUCCGACAAAAUACGACCCGAAACCCCGGCGGUAAUCCAGGCUCUAAAAGCAGGCGGCACAGACGUGUGGAUGCUAUCAGGCGACAACGCGACAACGGCGCGAGCCGUCGCCCUGCGCAUCGGGAUCCCCGAAUCCAACGUGAUCGCCGAGGUGCUGCCCGCGCAGAAGCACGAGAAGAUAAAGUGGCUGCAGUCGACGCUCAAAGCGCGCCGAGGCAACACCGUCGAACUAACCUCGCGCCGCGCAACCAUCGCCAUGGUCGGCGACGGCAUCAACGACGCCCCCGCCCUCAGCACCGCGGACGUCGGCGUCGCCAUGGGCUCCGGCAGCGACGUCGCCAUCUUCUCCGCGGACUUCGUCCUCGUCAACAGCAACCUCGCCUCCGUCGUCGCCUUGCUCGAUCUCAGCCGGCUGGUUUUCAACCGCAUCAAGCUUAAUUUCAUCUGGGCGCUCGUGUAUAACUUACUGGCGGUCCCCAUCGCGGCAGGGUGUCUUUAUCCAUUGGUGGUGGGCGGGACGCAUGUGCGGCUGCCGCCGGUGUGGGCGAGUCUGGCGAUGGCGCUGAGUAGUAUCAGUGUUGUGAUGAGUAGUCUUGCGCUGAGGUGUGGGGUUAGGGGCGUGGGGUUUAGGGUUAGAGGGUUUGGUGGCGAGGGGAAUGGGGAGAGGGAGGAGGGUGUAUAG